Molecule: messenger RNA, 4152 nt
Organism: Pangasianodon hypophthalmus (striped catfish)
Lineage: Eukaryota; Metazoa; Chordata; Actinopteri; Siluriformes; Pangasiidae
Gene: plekho1b
Product: pleckstrin homology domain containing, family O member 1b
Exons: 7
Coding region: 709-1920 (403 amino acids)
Biological process (GO): regulation of myoblast fusion
Cellular component (GO): muscle cell projection membrane; ruffle membrane
Source: RefSeq, a predicted model, not a curated record
CCAUACAAGUGUGAGAACACACUUGUAACGGGAGGAGGAGAGCGGUGGCAGCACCGCUGCGUGUGCUAUCACAAAGCUGAUUUCUAUUGUCGGGAAUGCGCGGAAAGGCGCACAGCAGCUCCACGUGAAGCGCAGCGCCUGGCAGAAACGAGGCGGACUGAAGACCCACGAGCCUGUAGUUAGUUUCCCACCCAUUCUUCCAUUUCUCCUCCAGCCUGGACUUCAUUCGGAAAAGCAAAGAUACAGAUCGGAGUGAAGAAACAGGAUUAAUCCGAGGGAAGUCGAGCGAUCUGACGAUGAAGAAGAACAAUUCGGCGAAGCGGGUACGAGCCCCAGAGGAGUGGGCGCUAUUGUCACUGUGGCUUUAACUAACACGCGUCUUUGUGCUUUAACACUUUGUCUCUGGAUACAUUUGGGAAACACACAUGCUGAUGCUCGAUCUGCUCGAUUAUGCGCCAUUGUAGCUCUGUUUUUGUACGUGUGGGCUGCUGGACUCCAUCACUAAUCCCCAUUUGUUAUUGCAGAACUGACAUUUUCCAUCUGCGUUUUUUCUCUUUCCUUCACUUGCACGUUUUUUGUUGAUCCAUGCGUGAAUUAGUGGACUGCAUAAAGUAAAGAGCCAUUGUGUCCUUACACUGAUCUCCUGUGGAAAGUUCAGCACCGACUCAAGCUCACAGUUGGUGUUGCACAAAGAAUGGGACGAUCUCCAUGACAAAGGCAAUGGCUUUGCAGGACUCCAGCCAGCAGCCUGCUCAACCCGAUAAAGUGGGAUGGAUUCGCAAGUACUGUGGCAAAGGCCUUUUCAGGGAGAUCUGGAAAAACAGAUAUGUGGUGCUGAAAGGAGACAAGCUGUACAUCUCGGAGAAAGAGGUGAAGGAUGAGAAGAAAAUUCAGGAGGUGGUGGACCUUACCGACUAUGAGAGGUCUGAGGAGCUUCGCAAGUCCAAGAGUCGGACCAAGAAAAAUCACAGCAAGUUUACGUUGCUGUGCGCCCGCCAACCAGGCAACACGGUUCCAAAUUUGGUCUUCCUGGCUGUCAGUCCAGAGGAAAAAGAGUCAUGGAUCAAUGCCUUAAACAUAGCCAUCACCAGGGGCAAGAACCGCAUUCUGGACGAGAGCCGACUUGCUACUUGCACUUCUUAUACACUCAUCAGGAGAGGAAGGGAUGGAGAGGAUGGAGUCAGCACACAAAGCCAGGUUUCAGUGGAAGGUGAAAGCUGUUUGGUUCAUCCCACGCGCGACCGAGCUAAGAUCCCACACACACGCCGACUUCCCACCCGCGGGCACCUUUUGGCUGUGGCCUCAACAUCCACAUCAGAUGGUAUGCUGACCCUUGACCUCAUUCAGGAAGAAGAUAUGCCAUCUCCUGAGGCACAGGACCAGAACAAAUCUGCAAACUCCAGUGUGGACACCUGUAAACUUCUGCCUGAUUGUGAGGCUACAGUCAAAUCUCAGAGCCUGCCACGUAAAAGCGAGAGCUCUUGGACCUGGUGUGAGAGCCAAGCACAAACGCCCAGGGCUGGAAAGAUGUUCCGUACCACAGACAAGAACCGCUGCGCCUCCAUGGAUGAGAUCCUCUCUCACUCAGACGCUAAGAGAUCAAUCCCACACUGCGCAGCCUCAGCCCCCGCACAGUCCAUCUGCCAGCUACAGGAGCUCAUCUCGUUAAAACUGGAGAGAACUCAGGAGCUGCUGUGUGAGGCACGGGGUCACAGCCAGGGUCACAGUGCAGAUUCUGCCCCUGGCAAGGAGGCGGAACGCCUGCUGGAGCAGGCGGCAAGUGCCUGGGGGCAGGCCAGAGACGUGCUGGAGGAGGUGAAGGAAAUCAGAGUGCUGUGCAAGCAGCUAGAGGAGGUCUCCUGCUCUAGUGACAAGCUGAAAAGCCCAAAACAAAAUCAAUAUAGGAAGAGCAUGAUGUGAAGAUGUGGACAAGGUGAUGCAAUGAGGCCUGGUGAUGCAACUAAUGGACAUAAAAAUUAAUAAAAAUUGGACUGUGAGACUGAUCAAUAUUCAAUUUGGACAGAAAUGCCUCUAAUUUGUCAGGCUACACACCUUCAACAUUGUCCCAGCUCGUCAGAAGCUUUGUAAAGUCUUCUUAAAUGUUAGAGUGUUUAAAGACACAUUCACUCUACUCUACAUCUGCAACCUUCUACAAUAGUUUUUAUAUUAAAAAACCUUUAGCAAUCUCACCCUGAGACAUCUGAAGUCAUGCAACUUAUAGCACAUAACAGAAAUCACUGAGAGACCUUAUUUAUAUUGCAGAAAUGGUUCGAUUGUGAUGCCACCCUAUGCCUGAAUUUUGUGAAUUUCCUCAAAGGACUCUCACAACUGAUUUCCUACUAAUUGACAUUACAUGACAGUUAGCAUGUGUGUAAAUGUUUAAAUUGUACCUGGAGACUUUGGUCCUGUUUUACUACAGCUGAUACUGAUACAGCUGAUAUGUAGAAGGUUGUCCAAAGCCACAAACAAGAAAUUUGCCAUAAUCCAGUCAUUGAUCAUGUUACAGAACGUGCAUGUUGUAGCCAUUGUGAACUUCUGUCUGCUCUACAAAAUCCUGAUUUGUUCCUCUUCCCUCAGUAGCAGUGGCAGAGUGGAGCCAAUAAUAUAUACUCACCUGGAGCCAAUAAUAUAUACUCAACGGUCACUUGAACACGUGCUCAGCCUAUCAUGUGGCAGCAGCACAAUGCAUAAAAUCAUAUAUAUUCAGGUCAAGAGCUUCGGUCAAUGUGCACAUCAAACAUCAGCAUGGGGAAAAAUAUGAUCUCAGUGACUUUGAUUGUGGCAUAGAUUUUGGUGCCAGAAGGGCUGGUUUGAGUGUAACAGAAGCUGCUGAUGUCCUGGGACAGAAAUUCGCAGCUGCUCUGUUAUGUUGGUUUUUUGCUGCACCAAAAACCAAUAUAGCAUAGGUCAGGGUAUUUUGGAGUGUUAGCUCUAACUCUGCUGUCACGGAGCCCUUUAUGAAGUGGAUUAAUAUGGAAGAGCAAAGCAUCCCAGGCAAUGGAGCUACUGAGAAAACCACGGGCAUCACCAACCUGCCACAAUGUGAAAGUUUUAUUUUUCUACUUAAUACACUGGAACAGCUCUGGUUCAUUGAGGAUGGAAGUCUCCAAGGCUCUGGACUUUAUGGGGCUGUGCGAGUCUUUGCUGCUUCUCUAAUGUUUUCCUAAUGAUGCUCAGCACACAUGGUCUAUUAUAUACGUACAGAACGUCAGUAUGUACACUGAAUAAAUCAGAUGCAGCCAACAGCAGUGGCGGCCGUGGUGAAGAGGCUUACUGCAUACGUGCAAAAGAAAGCUGAUGUUGAAUUUUAUGAUGUUUGCUAGGUAUUUCUGUGUACUUUCUCUGCAAACUUUCUUUCAAAGUAGGUGGAAUCAAACUCAAAAAAGCCAUGCGUAGAUAUAUAGUCAGGAAUACAGAUAAAAUCUGGUGCCAGUGUUGCUGUAGGUUUUGGAAGGAGGAAGAGACAGAACUGCCAUUAGAUCUGAGAUUCAGUGUUUGUGGAGGCUUGAAAGCUUAAUGGAAAUGGAUAAUAAUCUCAAAUUUGCACUAUUGAAUGCUGUAAAACUGAAGUGAAACUGGCAACCUGUCUUUUUGUACCCACUAAGGCACAGAGCAGACAAUCUAACAGUAGCUAGCUCACAGUCAGUUACCUAAAAUGUUGGUACGAGGAUUAAAAAAAAAAAAAAAAAAAAUUCAAAUGCUGCCUUAGUGUACUUUCCAAGGGCACAUGCAGUUUCAAAGACAUUUGUGUUUUCCAGUAAUGAAAUUUCACCUUCAAGUUGCCUGAACCAAUAAGAGGUGACAUGCAGUGGCACAGAGGCCUUUACAUUAGACCUAAUUUGCUUAAGCGAAUCUCUGCAGAUAGAAAACUAUGCAAUAUUGCAUACAAGCCUGAAAUAAACAGGCAUCAAGACUUACUGGUGAUGUAUAGUGUGGUACUGUAACAGACCAAAGGGCAUGUGCUGCCAGUAACUAACGUCUUGUUUUACAGUUAGUAGCUCAUUAACGUGUUUGCACAAUUCCGUAGGUAUGAUUUAAAUCUGUUCUGUUAUUUAGACCUGAUUACAAACAGUGUUAUUUUUUGUACAUUUUAUUGUAAAAUGCAUUUUUGUAGAGUCAGUAAAAAUAUUCUAGAAAGUUUUUUUUUUUUUU